AUGCAAUCAACCCUCUCAAUCCAAGAUCUAAACACCAACCCGUCCUCCAAACGGAUCUUCAUCGUGGGCGGUGGCAUAGUCGGCGCUGCAUUAGCAUUCUACCUCUCCAAAGCAGACAGCGAUCGUCACAUCAUACUACUCGACCGAUCCCUCAAAAAGUCCCUAGGAUCCACAAGCCAUGCACCAGGUUUCGUGGGCCAACUCAAUGAGUCGGCAGUACUAACUCGACUGGCUCGAGAUACUGUGGCCGAGUACCUCAGCGUCCCGGGUGGAUUUAACACCGUCGGAGGACUGGAGCUCGCGUCCACGGAAGCGGGUGUCCAGACACUACAAUCUCGAUGUGAGAAGGCUCGUGCUGCGGGGUUGUCUGCUGAGAUGAUCUCGGCUGAGGAUGCAGCCGCUCUGGCGCCGGAUUUUAUCGAUCGUGAGACUGUGAGGAUGGGGUUGUAUUUCCCUUCUGAUGGGACGGCGAAUGCGCAGCUUAUUACGUCUUAUUAUACGCAGGAAGCUCGUGCCAAAGGUGUGGAUUUCUUGGAAGUUGAUGUGGUCGGGUUUGCACGCAAGAAUGGAGUGAUUGAAGCUAUACGCACUGCGGAUGGGGAUAUCAAUUUGACAGGCAGUACUGUCAUCCUCGCCACGGGUAUCUGGACGUCUUCCUUAACAGGAGACAAGGAAGUCUCAAUCACCAAGUUCCCAGUCCCUAUCAUACCAGUUGCACACCCAUACACAUUUACACCUCCCCGACCUGUCCGCCUCGGAAAACCCUAUCCAUUCGUCCGCUGGCCAGAGCACCACGUCUACGCCCGAGACCACGGCGACCACGAUGGUCUGGGUAGCUACGACCAUGCUCCCCUCGAACUGAAGCCCGACCAAUCAGCCAUCGGGACAUGGCCCUCCAGCUUCGACAAAGUACUCUCAGAAGCAUCCUCGCAUCUGAAGAACGGAGGGGACUUCCUAGUACAAGGACGUCAGGAUGAUUCGGAUCGUUUUGAGGAGAAGAAGCCGUUUAAUGGGAUCUUCUCGGUGACGCCGGAUAAUCUGCCGCUGGCUGGUAGAGUGUCUGAUGUUGGUAAUCUGUGGCUUUGUGCUGCAAUUUGGGUUACUACGGCUGCUGGGACGGCGAAGUUGAUUGCGAGAGAGGUUCUGCGUGGAAGUCAGGAGGGGAUUUCUGAUAGUAAUGUGGGGGUUGUGAAGGCUUUGGAUCCGGCGCGUUUUCAGGGGGUGGAGGGUGAGGUGCUCACUGCUCAGGCUUUGGAACGGUAUAACAAUAUCUAUAACAAGGAGCAGUAG
Molecule: messenger RNA, 1290 nt
Organism: Penicillium subrubescens
Lineage: Eukaryota; Fungi; Ascomycota; Eurotiomycetes; Eurotiales; Aspergillaceae
Product: NAD(P)/FAD-dependent oxidoreductase
Exons: 1
Coding region: 1-1290 (429 amino acids)
Cellular component (GO): cytoplasm
Molecular function (GO): oxidoreductase activity
Source: RefSeq, a predicted model, not a curated record